AUGGGGAAAGAAUACAUUGAUAAAGUCACAAGUAAUGAUAUCCUUUGGACGAAAAAUGGAAGAGAAAAGAAGGCCCACGCUGGCAACAAACUAUUUUGGAAGAUUGUGGAAGGAGCCUUCAACGACCAUCGCCGUAAUUCCAGCAAUUUGAUGAUGGCAUUUCACAUUGUCGACAAGCUGGAGGAAUUUGAUCCACCUAUGCGACUCUUGCAAUUCGAUAAGGACGUUGGAAAGUAUUACAAAUGCAGCACCUCGAAUGCUUGGCAAAGAAUUCAACAGGCAUUCAACAGCUUGGAGUCGUCAACCGCACCCGACAAGACCAAAAAGCGAGCAGCAAAAGCAAUGACAAAGAGGAUCAUUACGGGUGCCAAAGUUUCCAGACAAUAUGAAGAUGAUCAAGAUUCGAAUCCAAAACAAAAAUCAGCUACUCCACAGCCAACAAAAGAAAGUACGGACAAUUUACCUCCAGCAAUCGUUUCACCGAACCAACUCCAAGACGAAGAGGAAACCACUUGGCAUUUGCCAGAAAAUGAAGCCAUCAUACCACCAUUACCCCAGAACCGGGAUGAGACCAAUGUGCAAAAGAUUCCAAUUACUGCGACUGUUGGAAACCAUGCCAGCAGUGAAAUGGAGUUGGAUUGGCCCGAAGAACAAGAUGACCAAGCCGUCGUGAAAGUCUACGUCGACGAACAUGAUUUCACGGAAUCUGAUAUUCUUUAUCGUGGACGUCGCCGAGGAAAGAAGGCGGAUAUUGACUUGCCAAGCGAUGCAUUCCGAAUAUGUUUGCAAGAGACCUUUCGAAAGUACCAAGACUCCUGCCAAGGGGAUCCAUCGGCCAAACGGCGAUUCCAUCUAUCAGUCUUAUAUGGGCUUCGGCAGCUGAAUCCAGACAUCCGAUUCCUCAAGUACAAUGAGGCCGUUGGAAAGUUCCAUGAAUGGAACCACAGGGAAGCAAUUGAGAUGAUUCUGCUGGAAAUGGAGGGUCAAAGUAAACCAAGACCAGUCGCCACUACUCCCCAAGAAGAUGAUACAUCCAACAAUACAAUUUCUUCCCCCAGUUUACCAAUAGCUCUGGACCAACCACAAGUCAAAUUACCAGUCUCAAGAACUACGCCAGCAACUAUUGAAAUUGCAGACGGAAAUGGCGAAGGCGAACAGCAUGCGGUGCUACACGAAGAAGACAUGGAUGCACCCGCCAACAACAAUCUUGAAACGAGAAAGUGUCACAACCCAGGUGUUGACGGCGCUAGCCAAGCAGACUAUCUAGAAGAAGAAGAAGAAGAAGAAUAUGACGAGGAAGAGGAAAAUAAACACAUGGAAGAAAUGAAUCGAGCAAUGGAACUUGGGCUCUGUGAUAGUAGUAGUUGCGACACAAGUGAAGACGAAGCAGAGCCAGACACUGAGAUUGUGAACGUAGUGGAGUGGACGAACCCUUCACACGACAUAAUUUGCAUUGACUAG
Molecule: messenger RNA, 1461 nt
Organism: Cylindrotheca closterium
Lineage: Eukaryota; Bacillariophyta; Bacillariophyceae; Bacillariales; Bacillariaceae
Source: the annotation of a GenBank genome assembly